GUUUGCUGCUUUUGUUAUCCGUGCCACGACGUCACCGGGUAGUUUCGGCCAAGCAAAGUAAAGCAAACAUGAACUCCAGCCCAUAUAUCCCGCAUCCUCAACACACCUUUCUCCUUCACAACCCUCUUCCUUCGAUCUUCAUUUUCAACAAUUCCUUCGAGCUCAAGUAGGUGAACAAUGACGAACCCUGAACUUCGUCGGCAAGUAAUCAAUGUCUAUAAAGAGUUACUCUUUCUUGGACGUAACUAUCCACUGGGCUAUGAAUACUUUAGGAAUAGAUUGCACAAGGCGUUUGCCAGCCAAGCACAUCUGAGGGAUGAUGAGCAGAUACGGAAGGGUAUAGCACGGGCGAAUUUCGUGAAGAAAGAGAUUGAGGCACUGUACUACUUGAAGCGAUAUCGCACGUUGAAACAGCGCUAUGAAAACAAUUAGGGCCAGCAAGGCAAUGAGACAUCACGCCUUGACAGAAACGAAGUAAACACAUGGAAAAUUAACAUAAAUGGGGUAUCACCAAUAAGAAGUGAGCAACGGGCUGCUCUGCUUUUUCUGCUUGUUCUUUGCUCGUCCACCCAAAAAAAA
Aspergillus pseudonomiae is the source of this 579-nucleotide messenger RNA. RefSeq names its product electron transfer flavoprotein regulatory factor 1. The coding region runs from base 178 to 432 and encodes 84 amino acids. Gene Ontology annotation, biological process: respiratory electron transport chain. Lineage: Eukaryota; Fungi; Ascomycota; Eurotiomycetes; Eurotiales; Aspergillaceae. The record is from RefSeq and is a predicted model, not a curated record. Gene Ontology annotation, cellular component: mitochondrion. The transcript has 4 exons.